This is a messenger RNA of Aaosphaeria arxii CBS 175.79, 2028 nucleotides long. RefSeq names its product glycoside hydrolase family 37 protein. Gene Ontology annotation, molecular function: alpha,alpha-trehalase activity. NCBI's taxonomy places the organism in Eukaryota, Fungi, Ascomycota, Dothideomycetes, Pleosporales. The record is from RefSeq and is a predicted model, not a curated record. Gene Ontology annotation, biological process: trehalose catabolic process. The coding region runs from base 1 to 2028 and encodes 675 amino acids. The transcript has 2 exons.
AUGAAGUGCUCGAUCUCAUGGGCGUUGACCCUCGUGCCUCUCGUGGCCUCUAUAUACACAAAUGGCAAUAUUACAGCGCCUUGUGAUUCCGAGAUCUACUGUUAUGGCGACAUGCUCAGAGAGAUCGGGCUCGCUCGUCCCUUUGAAGAUUCGAAGCUAUUCGUAGACUUGCCGACAUUGAAACCCUCGGACGAAGUACUUGCUGCCUUCCAGAAUCUGUCCAGGCCCAUUCAAAACAACACCGAAUUGCAAGACUUCCUCACAGAAAACUUUGGCGUUGCGGGCGGCGAGCUUGAGGAGGUCCCAGUCGAUCAGCUUGAAACAUCACCCGACUUCUUGGACAACGUCAACAGCAGCACUGUAGCCAACUUCACCAGCCAGGUGAUUGACAUUUGGCCUCAGUUGACUCGUCGAUAUGUAGAACGUACCAACUGCACGGGUUGCGACGAUUCGUUUCUGCCGGUAAACCGCACUUUUGUAAUCGCCGGUGGUCGGUUCCGAGAACCAUAUUAUUGGGAUUCUUUCUGGAUCGUCGAGGGCCUUCUUAGGACCAAAGGUUCAUUCACCCAGAUUGCCGAAAACAUCAUUGAAAAUUUCCUAGACUUCGUUGAGGAAUUUGGGUUCGUUCCUAAUGGAGCGCGUAAAUACUACUUGAACAGAUCCCAACCUCCUCUCCUUGCCCAGAUGGUUCGCGUAUACGUUGAGUACACGCAAAACACCACUCUAUUAGAGCGAGCACUCCCUCUUCUAGAAAAAGAGCAUGAGUUUUGGGUUCAGAAUAGGACUGUUGUGAUAGAGGUUGGGGGGACCAACUACUCUUUGAAUAAUUAUGAAGUAGACAACAACCAACCUAGACCCGAGUCAUACCGCGAAGACUACGAGACUGCUACCAACGGGACGUUCUACAAUGAAGAGGGCAAAACAUUCAAUGUUACGACACCACUCACAGACGAGGAAAUCGCUGAGCUUUAUUCCAACCUGGCUUCUGGUGCCGAAAGUGGCUUUGAUUACACCUCACGCUGGAUUGCGAAUCCCAACGAUGCUAUCACAGAUACCUUCUUCCCACUUCGGUCUUUGAACACCCGGAACAUUAUUCCUGUGGAGCUCAAUUCAAUCCUCUAUCACAACGAGAUCACGAUCGCUGAAUUCCAUCGGCGCGAGGGCAACUACUCGGCGGCGAAAGAGUGGGCCAACCUGGCACAGGAACGCAGUGAGGCUAUGCUUGCUGUCCUCUGGGACGAGGAGCAUUUCUCCUACUUCGAUUACAAUCUGACUUCAGGCGCCAAGGACAUAUAUAUCCCAGCAGACAACUCUACCGUCGCAGAUGACGAAUCCGGUGCCCCCGAAGGCCAACAAGUUGCCUUUGCCCCCUCACAAUUCUACCCAUUCUGGUCCGGCGCCGCACCCGAUGGCAUCAAGAACAACCCUACCGCGAUUCGCCGCGCAUUCGCUCGCAUUGAAGAGCUUCUCGAUGACAGGGCUGGUGCCAUCGCUGCUAGUAAUUUACAAACAGGCCAGCAGUGGGAUGAGCCCAAUGUGUGGCCGCCACUCCAGUACAUCCUUAUCAAAGGCCUCAUGAACACUCCUUACGAGGUCCCAACUCAGUAUAGCGGAAAUACGACUGACGAAGAUUACGUCUGGGCGCAAAACCUCGCUCUCCGCCUCGCACAGCGAUAUCUCGAUUCCACAUUCUGCACAUGGCGAUCCACCGGCGGCCAGACCCCCGAUUUCCCUCAGCUUGAGGGUGUAGAGGAAGGCGCAAAUGGCACCAUGUUUGAGAAGUACGCAGACACUGAGAUCAACGCCGUCGGCGGUGGUGGAGAGUACGAAGUCGUGACCGGCUUCGGAUGGACGAACGGCGUUCUCAUCUGGGCUGUGGAUCAGUUUGGACAGCAACUGACUACUCCUGACUGCGGAAACAUCACCGCGGCUCAUACUGAGAGUUCUGCUAAGGUGAAGAGACGCUCUGGUCCCAGUGCGGUGUAUCUACCCAAGAACGACGCCAAAUGGGUCAAACGAUUUAAUUGA